GAUGUGUUCUGCGUGACACCUGAAUUCCAAAAUACAUUGUGCUUUUUUAGGACAUUGACUCAGAGGCACUACAGAUCUUACAUAUGUGCUAUGGUCGUGCAAAAGAGAUCCUUGAGCGAAACCGGAACCUUAUGGAUGCAGUUGUUGAUAUACUAGUUGAGAAAAAAAGUCUUCAAAAGGAGGAAUUCUUUAAUUUAGUUAAGCUACAUGGAUCCCUUCAACCAAUGCCUCCCAGUGUAGUUGAUCUCAGGUCAGCUAAACGCUUGGAGUUCCAGGAUACUCUCACAAACCAGAAGGAAGUAGUCUCUCAGGGACGCAAUUGAGCAAGGUAUUUAAGAUUGUGACGUGAUCAUUAUCAAACCAAUGAGCUACAUUGCUCUAUUAGUUUCUCCUGGAAACAUGCUCCUUCAGUGGUUGGUAUGGAAGGUGUUUUUUGGCUACUGAGGCUCGAGAAGCUGCAAUUUUUCCUUCUAAUUUGCAGGGUACAUCUUCCUUCUAUCUAUUUUUGUCUUGAAGACCCUAUUGAAGUGGUACAGCUGUGGAAGGGAAAUACUGCUACCUCAGAUUGGCUGGAGCAGAGAGUGCAAGAGCUCUCUCUGGUGGAUUUGUAAGCUUUCUAGCCCAAAUGAUAAUCUGGUACCUAUGAAGCUGUAAAUGUGUACUGGAGGGGGUGAACUCGUUUUUGUUUUCGUUUUUCUCUUUCUUCGUUUCUUGGGGGAACUGGGUGUUCCUUUAGCUGGUUUUCCCUAUUCAGUUUUGAUAUAGGUUGCACAACAGAGAGGGACUAAUGUUGCAUAAUAUUCUUACUAAUAUCAACUGUAUAAGACUCUGGAUAGCAGUAUUCAAGUUCCCAAUCUAUAAAAUGUACUUGAGCCUUAGUAGGCAAACUUAACAGGUACUACGCAAGUUA
Molecule: messenger RNA, 910 nt
Organism: Nicotiana tabacum (common tobacco)
Lineage: Eukaryota; Viridiplantae; Streptophyta; Magnoliopsida; Solanales; Solanaceae
Source: RefSeq, a predicted model, not a curated record